Molecule: messenger RNA, 2829 nt
Organism: Sphaeramia orbicularis (orbiculate cardinalfish)
Lineage: Eukaryota; Metazoa; Chordata; Actinopteri; Kurtiformes; Apogonidae
Gene: hjv
Product: hemojuvelin BMP co-receptor
Exons: 5
Coding region: 764-2002 (412 amino acids)
Biological process (GO): BMP signaling pathway
Cellular component (GO): plasma membrane
Molecular function (GO): coreceptor activity
Source: RefSeq, a predicted model, not a curated record
UCAGUGACAGGAUACAAAUAGACACAGGAGGAACUAAAGUGCACUCUGUGCGUUCAGUGUGUAUAUGUUUGUGUUCUGUGUGUGUGUUUUCAGUGUGUGUUUGAGAGUCAGUUGUUGGAGCAGCUGUUGGUUGUUGGUGAUUUAUUUAGAAACACUGAAGCUUCCAGUCGACAGUGAAUGCACCACGAGGCGGAGACCACAACCAGGACCACACUGGGACAGGACAGACCUCCAUAGUCUGGAUCCAGGUCCAAAACCUGAAGAGUCCAGCAGACUGAGGUUUGAGAACGUCUGAGAAGAACUUCAUAUGAAGCCGCAGUUGAUGAUGCCGAUCAUGUGGACCAAUUAAUGAUGAGCGCUGCAGUUAGCCCCGCCCCCUGCCGCUGUUUGUUCUGCAGACAAACAGAUGAGAGUCCACAUUUCAACAUCAGAGAGAAGAGGUCAACACAGAGCCGCUAAGAUUAUCAAUAUGACUGAUUAUUAGUUAUGAACGACUACAGGAAGAAGUUGAGUUGACUCAUCACUGACCAUCACAAUCAAUAAUUAUCAACGGAUCUAAUUCGGAGGAAGCACGGAGACAGAGAGAGCUGACUGAAAACACUGGCACACUGACCUGAGAUCAGUUCUACACACUGCUCUGAACAGUGCCUGCAGGCUCCAUCGCUAUCACACAUCAGACCCGGAUCAGGUCUGAGCAAGCGGACCUCAUGACUUUUCCAUCAGCCUCGGUAUCUAAUUGGUGCUUCAGGGGUUCAUCCUGGUGAUGGAGCCUCGGGCUGCUGCCACGCUGCACACAGAGUUACCAUGGAAACGCUGCCUCCCUCUAGCCCUGCUGCUGGUUCAGCUGAGCUUCCCCAGAGUUGAGGCUUCCUGUCGCAUCCUGAGGUGUAAUUCUGAUUUCGUGGCUGCGACCCUUGACCUCGGCAGCAGUAGUACUGGUUCAGCAGCCCUCAGUCGAGAAGCAGUGAACGCUGGUUACUGCAGCGCCCUUCGCUCUUAUGCCACCUGCACCAGGCGCAUGGCACGGGCCUGUCGGGGUGACCUGGCCUACCACUCAGCUGUUCAAGGAAUUGAAGACCUGCUGAUCCAACAUCGAUGUCCGAGGGCAGGGCCUACUGCUCAGCCCCGCCCCCUGCCGCAGGGUACACUGUCAGGUGACUCAUGCCUAUACGAGAAGGGCUUCAUUGCCCGAGAAGGCCAUGACCUGGACUACUUGCACUGUAGUGUGUUUGGAGACCCACAUGUCCGAACCUUCAGCCACGACUUCCAGACAUGUGGCGUGAAGGGGGCGUGGCCUUUGAUCGACAAUGAGUACCUGUACAUACAGGCCACCAGCUCACCCACAGGACCAGGGUCCAAUGGGACAGUGCUCAGCAAGAUCACCAUCAUCUUUAAGAGCUGGCGUCACUGUAUUGAUCAGCAGCUCUACCAGGCUGAGCUUGAUAAUGUCCCAGCUGCGUUUGCAGAUGGCUCUGUGUGGAGCGGGGAACGUCGUGGUCAACAUGUCCUAACGGUGCGGACGCAGAGCGCCGGUGUCCAUGCAGAAAUCCGGGCUGCUCACAUUGGGACACUCCUGGUUGUACGUCAGAGUGGCCGCUCACUGAGCCUCGCCAUGCGGUCGCCACGUGCUGUUGUUGAGGCCUUCGCCCCUGAGCAAGACCUGCAGUUGUGUGUGUGGGGAUGCCCCGCCUCCCAAAGGAUUGAUAGGCUCCGCCCUCCAUCCCCUUCCUCCCCAGCAGUGGCGGUGGCAGCUCAGGCUCACUGCGCUGCUCUGCUUCCUGUCAGGGAUGUCUAUUACCAGGCCUGUGUGUUUGACCUCCUGACCACUGGAGACCUGAACGCCAGCGCUGCCGCUGUGGCUGCACAGCAGGAUGCCCACACCAUGAUUCCUGAUCCUGAAUCAGUCCACCUGCUGCCCAUCGCCUCUGCCCAGCCAUGUCAUCUGAGACCGGACCUGCUGCUGCUGCUUGGCAUUCUGGGAACUUUAACAAGAGCAUGUUGAUAGAAAACACGGGUCCAGUCCCAGUCUCCACCAUAAAACCUGAUCCUAAAAUCCUCACCUUAAAGGCAGUAAAACCUUACCCACAUGAGGUUACCAUACUGACACAAAAACAUGGUUGAUCAAGACACGACAGUAUCUUUAUUAAUCCUGUCAGGAAGAUGAAAUUGACAUAAAGUCCAAAAUGAAAUUAAGUCAAAAAACAUGUUUCCAAUCCAUCUUAUAGAUAUAGAAACAGUUCCACUAAAUGUUUGGGACUUCCUACAUUCUUCUUUAGGUUGCGUUUCUAUGUACAUAUUUUGUACCACAUAACAACACUAUGAAUUGUGGGUAAUUCCUUCAGGCAGAGUCUCCAGGUGCAGACUCAUGGAAAUUAUUUAUAAAGGAUGCCUGUGAUCGAGGCCUGAAUGACUUGGCAGUUUAACAGUGGAACAAAUCUAAACCCUCGGACAGAACCAGAAUGAAACUCAGUCUGUGAGGGUGGAUGCUAGGACUGGACCACUGUCCCCUCUUCUCAUUUCCCAAUUUGUAGCUCCUCAACUCCUCUCCCCAUCUCAGCCCCUCCCACCUGAGAUGUAAGCAGAGGAGUCGAAGAGAUAAACAUCCUCAUCUUGAACCAGCCAUUUUCAAUACAUGUUAAAUAUGUAUGUUACAGAAUAUACCACUGUAUUUUAUAAUGUCAGAUGAGUCUUCACGUGUACUUCUUACUUUUAAUUCAGUUCAGAACAUCACUGUGUGUCAGCGGACAACACAGGGAUGUCAAAUUUUUAUUUAACACAGAGAUUUGAUUGUGCACUUGAUCAUAUUAAAUAACUAAUACAAACUUUGAA